This is a messenger RNA of Ruditapes philippinarum (Manila clam), 2202 nucleotides long. RefSeq names its product monocarboxylate transporter 12-like. Gene Ontology annotation, molecular function: monocarboxylic acid transmembrane transporter activity. The record is from RefSeq and is a predicted model, not a curated record. The coding region runs from base 185 to 1612 and encodes 475 amino acids. NCBI's taxonomy places the organism in Eukaryota, Metazoa, Mollusca, Bivalvia, Venerida, Veneridae. Gene Ontology annotation, biological process: transmembrane transport; monocarboxylic acid transport. The transcript has 3 exons.
CCUUUUUGUUGUAACGAGCAAGACAGACAGCUUGUGUAAUGUUUGUGUAAAGCACUCACAUCAAUACAUGUUAUAUAUACAUCAGCCUAGACUACUUUAUAGAAUUGUAUGUGUUUUUAUCUGUGAUAGAAAGUGACGGAAUACACAAGGAAUAAAGUCUUGGUCUGAAAAAUAUUCACUUGCGAUGGAAGAUGAUAGUCAUAAAGAAGUAGAAUUCGAAUUAAGAAACAAUGUAACGGACCCAGAGAAAGUUAGAGAGAAUCAUGUUCCUGACGGCGGUUGGGGAUGGGUGGUUGUCUUAGCAACGCUCACUUUUAAUAUCAUUUAUGACGGAUGUAGUUAUUCGUUUGGAAUUUUGUAUGUGGAUCUGUUAGACUCUUUCGGCGACACGAAAAGCAAUACUGCAUGGAUUGGAUCUUUAUUUUUCGCCGUACCUCUUCUGUGUGCACCUUUGGCAGGGAUUAUAACAAAGAAAAUAGGUUCAAGAGCUGCAACGAUGUUAGGAGGUUUGAUAGCAUCUUUAGGAUUUGCAGCUGCAUCAUUUUCUUCUUCUAUAUGGAUGUUGGUUAUAUUCUACGGAUUCGUAGGAGGUGUGGGAAUGUCAUUGCCAUAUUUCAAUUCAUUGAAAACAGUAACUGAUUAUUUCGACAAACGAUUAGCUUUAGCCUCUGGUAUAGCGGAAUCUGGUGCUGGUUUAGGAACUGUAAUAUUUGCACCAUUUACUGAAUUUCUAGUGACACGUUUUGGAUGGAGAGGGACUAUUUUAAUACUUAGCGGCAUAGUUGCCAAUAUAAUAGUCUGUGGUGCUCUUUAUCGACCUUUAGGCUUGAAAUACAGGGCUGUUCAUGCAAUUGAAAUUGUUAGAAACGAGGAAGAACCUUUUAUUCAUGAAACUGUUGAAAUAGAAAAUGGAACGGAACUACAGCCGCGAUUGAACGGGUCUGUAUUACUGGGAAAUAAUAUGACAUCCAGGGCGCAAACAUUCUGCCAAAGAAAGUUCACUAAAAUGCUCACAAUCCCUUUUAUAAUUUUUGCAAUAUCAAAUUUUGUGAUGUACUUUUGGUAUGACGUUCCAUAUGUUUUUAUUGUUGAUAGGUCAGUAAAUUUUGGAAUGUCUUCUCAAAAGGCAUCGUCUUUAUUAGCAAUAAUUGGUUUCGUUCAUUUAUUCAGUAUUCUUGGAUACGGGUUUCUUGGUGACAGGACCUUCAUCAAUCGUGCUAUUCUAUAUGGCCUAUCUACAGCUCUAUGUGGUGUGUCUGUUUUACUUGUUCCAUUUUUUAAACAGUUCUCUGUUUUGGCGGUGUUGUCUGGAUGCUUUGGAUUAUUUUCAGCUGCCACGGAAGCACUCCUGUCUUGUGUUCUGAUAGAUAUUGUCGGCAAGAAGGCAUUUGAUAACUUUUUCUGUGGUCUCAUUCUAUUUAUGGAAGGCAUUGCAAAUCUUGUUGGUCCCCCAUUCGCAGGUUAUCUUAGUGAUACAACAGGGAGUUAUGACGUUAGUUUUUAUGUGGCCGGUGCUUGCAUUAUAGCAGCAGGUGUUUUGUAUGUUACUUUAUCAAAGGUUGAUAUAGACAAUAAAAAUAAGAAACAAGAUGAAGAUGUUGAAAGUAUAUAGUUGUUUAAAAUACAGUACAUGUACUCUGAUUUUUGUUAUUUUGAUUGAUUGUAGUAAUAACAAACUGUAGUCUAAUAUUUGUGGUGUCAGGUGAACUCAGGUUAGUCUACUCAGUUUUUGGUAUUCUGACACCGACUUCCCAGGACAACAACAUAGCUUUUUUAAGACAACUAGAUAAAUGUGAAUGUUCAAAGCAUGGACUAAGUGUUAAGACAAGUAUAUUAAACAUGUUAAACAAGUAAAGUGAAAAAUGUAAGUCAGUCUGUAGAAUAGAUCCUAAAUACUGAGAAGAUAAGUUGAUGUAAUAAAUAAAUAGCAUGUCCGAGUUAAAAUCGUAUCAAAACAUAUUUUAUAAUUCAUAGUGUAUGCAAUGAAAUAGGUACACAUGUGUUAACUUAUCCUGUGUUACUUCAAAUGAUUGUGCUUAGAGUAUUUCUUUUAUUUUUUACCAUGUUAUGCAGCUUCUCAAAUUCAAAGCUGCAAAUUCAGCAGGGAAGGACUUCGUCAAAUACUUGUUAAGAACUGUCACUCAAAUUGAUUUAUUUUUAUACAUUAAAUAUGUUUUUUAUACAAGAUAAUAAAUUGACAAA